AUGGCAAUUGAUCAAUCGCAGUGCCCAGGUUUGAUAACUUCACAGAAAUUUGGUCGUAACGCUCCACCCUACUUAAAAAAUGGAAUCAUUUUGUUCCAAAAAUAUCGCAUUGAAAACAUGAUUGGCGGAGGAGGCUUUGGACAAGUCUAUCGUAUGGUUGAUGAGGUAGGUCUUGAGAAAUUUAAGAGAACCGGCACACGUCUCGCAAUGAAAAUAGAACUGGAGCAGCAUGAGCCUGCCCGAAUGGUUCUGGAGCAUAAAGUGCUGAUGGCACUUCAAGGCACACCACAUAUUCCGUAUUUCGUGAAUAUGAGCACAGCAAAGCAUUCAUUAGGCUUGGGUGUUGGCAUGAGAUGGACAAUGAGCGUUUCAACGAGAUUCCCAAACAUUUCAUCGAGAUUCUUGACGAUUCUGAUCUGGUGGUGGCGUCUGCAUCUUUCGGUUGGCUGCGGUUCUUACGAAUCGUUCAAUUACAUCGUGAUGGAGUUGCUCGGGUCUAAUUUGAGUGAACUGAGGCGUCAGCAACGGAGACGUCGUUUCACUGUGGCCACUGUUAUGAGGGUAGGAAAGCAAUGCUGCGCUGCACUGAAAUCUGUUCAUGAUAUAGGAUAUAUUCAUAGGUUUCGCUUUUUUCUGCUGUUUAUAACACAAACACUUCUUAGGAGAGCCACAGUGGUGGCUUGGAGCAGAGCGCUGUGUUGCAGUGCU
Anisakis simplex (herring worm) is the source of this 708-nucleotide messenger RNA. The record is from the annotation of a GenBank genome assembly. NCBI's taxonomy places the organism in Eukaryota, Metazoa, Nematoda, Chromadorea, Rhabditida, Anisakidae.